Molecule: messenger RNA, 3491 nt
Organism: Mesocricetus auratus (golden hamster)
Lineage: Eukaryota; Metazoa; Chordata; Mammalia; Rodentia; Cricetidae
Gene: Zranb2
Product: zinc finger RANBP2-type containing 2
Exons: 10
Coding region: 302-1264 (320 amino acids)
Biological process (GO): RNA processing
Molecular function (GO): RNA binding; lipopolysaccharide binding
Source: RefSeq, a predicted model, not a curated record
CGGGCUGUCCCAGCGGCGCCUGCUCGGGAACGCGGUGAGGCCGCACCGGGGUCCGAGCGCUCGGGCUCUCGGGCGCCGGGCCGGGCUCGCGAGUCCGGGAGGCCUUCGCCGGUCCGUCCCUCCUCCGCCACCGCCCCUCCUCCAACACCCAGGCCCCCACAGCGGAGGGCGGGUCCGGCGGGCGCGCGGACAGCCCCGGCGCGAGGACCCCCCCUUCUCCCCCCCCUUCCCCCCCGCCCCCUUGCGCGGCUCCGGUCGGGGACGUCGCUGCGGGCGGCGGUGCUGCUGCUGGCGUCCCGAGAUGUCGACCAAGAAUUUCCGCGUCAGCGACGGCGACUGGAUCUGCCCGGACAAGAAGUGUGGGAAUGUGAACUUUGCUAGGAGAACGAGCUGUAAUAGAUGCGGUCGAGAGAAAACAACCGAAGCCAAGAUGAUGAAAGCUGGGGGCACAGAAAUAGGAAAGACGCUGGCGGAGAAGAGCCGGGGCUUAUUCAGUGCGAAUGACUGGCAGUGCAAAACUUGCAGUAAUGUGAAUUGGGCCAGGAGAUCGGAGUGUAACAUGUGUAAUACUCCCAAGUAUGCUAAGUUAGAAGAAAGAACAGGAUAUGGAGGUGGUUUUAAUGAAAGAGAAAAUGUUGAAUAUAUAGAAAGAGAAGAAUCUGAUGGAGAGUAUGAUGAGUUUGGACGUAAAAAGAAGAAAUACAGGGGGAAGGCAGUUGGUCCUGCAUCUAUAUUGAAGGAAGUUGAAGACAAAGAAUCAGAGGGAGAAGAAGAGGAUGAGGAUGAAGAUCUGUCUAAAUAUAAACUGGAUGAGGACGAGGAUGAAGAUGAUGCUGAUCUCUCAAAAUAUAAUCUUGAUGCCAGUGAAGAAGAAGAUAGUAAUAAAAAGAAAGCCAGUAGACGGAGUCGCUCAAAGUCUCGGUCAUCUCACUCGAGGUCUUCAUCACGCUCAUCCUCCUUGUCAAGUUCAAGGUCCAGGUCCAGGUCCCGUUCACGAAGCUCUUCCAGCUCGCAGUCCAGGUCUCACUCCGGUUCCAGAGAACAUUCCAGAUCCCGUGGUUCGAAAUCAAGAUCCAGCUCCAGGUCCCACAGGGGCUCUUCCUCCCCAAGAAAAAGAUCUUACUCGAGUUCUUCAUCAUCUCCUGAAAGAGACAGGAAGAGGAGUCGAUCUAGACCUUCUUCACCUGCUGUUCGCAAAAAAAGACGAACGAGAUCACGGUCACCCGAAAGCCAGGUGAUUGGUGAAAACAUUAAACAACCCUGAGCCCAGGGCCAACCCCUACGGAACACCACCAGUUUGCCCAGGUUGAUACUGACUUACUCAUAUUGGCUGCAUGAAUCUAGCACUUUAACUCUACAGUCACCUUAUGUGACUUAGACCUUCAAAACUUCAUUGCUGUGAAUGUAUGUUUUCAUACACUCAGAAACCUUGCUGUGCUACAUAGAAACCUGGUGUACUCUCUGUGGUACAGCUGACAUUGCCACACGCUUUACCAGGGUUAUAUGCCUUCCUUGUACAUGUAUAUGAUUACCAGCUUUUUUUUUCAAGGCUUUCCCUUCAUUACCUUGAAUAAUUGAGAGGUGGCUAUAUUUGAAAUGAGAUUUUAUUCUUAACUUGUAGAGUUUUGAGUUAAAAGUCACCAAUUCUGGGCUCACAUCCAAACGUGUAUAUAAGCCAUCUUAGGUUUAAUUAUUCCUGCCAGCACCAAGGUACCUAGUGUUUGCUCUGCUCUUCUCUGGUGUUUGCAGUCUUAGGAACAGACACUCAGUCGGUACUAUUUACAGAUUGUGCUGCUCUCUUGUGUCUUACAGGCACCACAGGUCGUCUUCCGGAUCAACCCAUUCUGGUUCCCGUUCAAGUUCAAAAAAGAAAUAAUGUAUUAAAAUUUACAUCUUUAAAAAAACAUUAAAUACAGUGCAUGAAGCAUAUUUUUUAGGAAAUUGAUGUCUCAUUUGGUCAGAAGUGCUACAUCUGCUAGUAGAGGUGCAUGCCUUUAUUGCUUUUCCAAACAGUACAACUGUGUUUAUUUGUGAAAUUGAAAGUAAAUUGCAUUUUAAGCCAUACUGUUCCCCAGAUAGAUGCUGUGUUCAUUAUUUACAAUCAUUUGCUUUGUUUAAAAACAGCUAUAGCAAAGUACUUUGUUACCUUGUCCUUUUCAUUUCUAAAUGUCCUAUUGACAGAGACAGGGUUACCUGGGCUUGCCUGGACUUCAGACACAUGGAAAUGCCAGUUCAUGUUCAUAUGGGAGAAGUAGUAACCUGGUAAUGUUGUUUACCUGUGCCAGUGAUUUCUUACCAGACGUUAACUACAGUUCACAAAGCUGACAACUGGGAACUUUGAGUUCUCUGUUCUGAGGGUGCCUUAGAGUCAUUAUCUGUCUUAUCAGCUUUACACCACUUUUGAUGCAAGAGGAUAUUAACAAUUGCAGAAGGAGCAGGUUAUCCAUCUUAUUUCAAUAUGUCUAUCUAAGUUUAAGAAAUAUGAAUAUCCUUUAAGUCCAGUUACCAAAUAUUGUACUUGAUUGAUAAAGGUUUUAAAAAAGACUAAAUCAUAGUUUAUGAGCAAAUUGAAGAAAGCUUUGGAAGCCAAUUUCUCAGUGACAGGCUGACAGCGACAUGGAUUUAAGUGAACACUGGCCUUGAGAUGUCUGAUUUUUCAGCACUGUAGGUGCCUAAGUAGCAGAACAAUUCUUAUUUCUGCAUGGUUUCAGCAGAGUCGUUUCUUUCCUCACCUAAAGAAAAAAGAAAAAAACAUAUGGCUUAAAAUGCUUUCAGAGUUUUAUUUCUAAAAUUAAAUUCUGGUCACUUGACAUCCAUUUUGUUCUCUGGUUUAAAGUUAAAAGGUUUCUCUUUAACAGUCUCUUCAGCAGCAAAGCAAGGUAAGUAUACAAGGAACCUGCAGCUGUGCUGGGGCUUCUUGUUACAAGAAUUGUUUUUCCUGUUUCUCCCCUCCUUUAGUAUUUGCCGAGGUUUCAAUAAGCAAAGCAUUCUACGAUGUUUAGUAGACAGAUCAAACAAAAUGUUUUUAUUUUAAAGUGUUUUUCACCUCAACUGGUCUAAAGACGAAAACAAAAUAUCGUAUGUAGAAGUAUUUUCAUAAUAUUUUUACAAGCUUCCUUGUGUUUUUUGUCUUUGUUUUCCUUACUGCGUUUACUGUAGGUCGCACACGAACUCUUACUCUCUUGUAAUUGUGCCUCAGACUUCUCAAAAGUCGACUUUCUGAGUUGCCCAGAUCUUCUAGAUCCGACGUGUUAGCCUUGGUUUGUUCUUGUGCUUUCUGUAUUUAAAACUUGGGCUGUACUAGGCAAAUACAAGAUUAUAAAUUUAGCUAAUAGAGUUUACAAAACAGUUCAGAUGAUUAUGAUUUGAUUUGGUUUAAUUGAGCUGUACUAGUUCAUUUCAUAAGGAAAUGAUACUGUAGACAAAUGUAAAUAAAAUCUGUGAGUCAAGCAUCAAGUGUUGGUCAUUAGAAAUAAACUAGAAAAUUUUAA